This is a messenger RNA of Aspergillus ruber CBS 135680, 1246 nucleotides long. RefSeq lists its product as uncharacterized. The record is from RefSeq and is a predicted model, not a curated record. NCBI's taxonomy places the organism in Eukaryota, Fungi, Ascomycota, Eurotiomycetes, Eurotiales, Aspergillaceae. The transcript is spliced from 4 exons. Bases 148 to 960 code for a protein of 270 amino acids.
GAGCAUAUCUCGACUACAUCUACAGUCGACUAGAUUUACCCCCCAAUAUCCUCAGCCUCGUAUAGUCUUUACUGCUGCUGUUACUUCCGUGCACUCACCUAAUUUGUCUCGCAUUUGCAACUAGACGAACACCCGACAUCAAUCAAGAUGAAGUUCUGGGUCGGCUGGGAAAUGUGGCAGAAGCUAUGCUUCGUGCUCGCAGGCAUUCUGGCUGUCGUUCUCGCCUACUCCUUCUGUGUUCUCCUCCGCAAUCGGAGAAAGCUCAGACGCGCUACGGUAGAGGCAUAUCAGAAAGCGGAGCAAGAUACCGAAGCGCAGGAUGGUGAAUUGCGUCCGAUGUUGACCCGUACAAGCGAUAUCCCGUUCGGCGCCAGGGCUCUCCAACGAGGCGUCCAAAUCGAGGGAAUUUGGAUCUCUAGCAAUGAGGCGCUGGACCAACUCCCCAAAGAGCCUGCACCGGCCAUAAGCCCUCCAUCGACCCCUAUCACCACCGGCUCGCCCUUGAAAAAAGCGUCCUUGGUAGAUGCAAACGAUGACAAGGGAUCCCUGCUUCCGGCACCACAGGUGACUGCUCCAUUGAAAGCGUUGAAUGGAAAUGGCAUAGGCAACGAGGGGGCUCCCAGCAUCUCAACGAACAUACCUCGUGCAAGCCUACACUCUACCCGGACCGCCGCAACGCACAUUGAACCGCGAGCCUCGCAUGAAACGGGACCACGCCUUUCGAGACAAUGGUUCGGCCCCCGUAGCUCGUGGUUGACCAAGACACCAGAGACAAACAAACGAAAAUCAGGACUCGAAGGAAAAUACGUUCGCCCAUCGUCAGAAGAAAUCAGACGACGUUUCAGCAAGCUCUUUGACGAACAACUCCAAGUACAACCAAUUGAAGCAUUCCAGCUAGGCUCUAUGUCCCUAGGCACGGAGGGUGAUAAAAAGCGGAUGUCCAGGUCGUCACGUCUGUGAAUUGAGGUGCUGUCUCUUUGUGUCGGAUUAAACAAACAAUUUUGAUCCGGUCUCACAGUGAAUCUUGUGAGUCUAGAGGUUUUGUGGUCAUGUUUUCGUCCGAGAGCACUGCUGUAUUCCUAUCUUGUCGGAAAUUUCAGUGGAUGCUGUGAACAUUCUUUUGGAAGGAUGGCCAAUUGAGGGGAGGGGGGUAUUUGUAUUUUUCUGUUUUGGGAUGACCAUCGCAUGUUGUAUGUAUUCAACAUUGCAGGAACUAAAUUUUCUCUACGUGACAAGAGGCAAAAUG